Messenger RNA from Cyprinodon tularosa, 1464 nucleotides. Its product is annotated as anion exchange protein 3-like. Lineage: Eukaryota; Metazoa; Chordata; Actinopteri; Cyprinodontiformes; Cyprinodontidae. The record is from RefSeq and is a predicted model, not a curated record. The coding region runs from base 472 to 1464 and encodes 330 amino acids. The transcript has 7 exons.
AUUAUUAUUUUUUUUUUUUUCCACCCCACAGUCCCUCCAUCCAAUCACGUGUCCGCGCUGAGCAUCCUUCCAGUGGGCAGACUGGCGUGUCUUUACUGGCUUGCAGAACCAUGGACCAGUUGGGCCGGUUCCGCGCAUAACUGCAGGUUACAUGUCAUUUUCCUGCGUGGGUUUUCCUCCGCAGCUGAUCCGCUGCGUGUAACAGCGCAGGUUAUGCCACCCCAAAGUCUUCCAGGAUCCCCUAUCAUGAAAGAGAAGGGCUAACCCCCGUCCUUCUUCAGGUUCCCGCUGCACCCCGCACAUACACUAUUCCUCCUAACCCCUUUUAACCUCUGAUGUCCAGCCCUUAAAAGGUCUACUACCUUUUAUCUCCUCUAAAUUACAUUUUGGCCACUAUAGUUAACCCUCCUGCAGACCCUUGCUCUCUGCAAGCUGUCUCUCCAAUUUUCCAUUGGCUACCUGUAAGGACUCAUGGCUACGGGAGGUCAUGCUGCUGAUUCAGAUGUGCUGGUUAACUUACAACAGGUGAAAGUAGAGGAGGUUGAUGAGGAUGCAGCCGAGGAGGAACAGGAGGAAGAACAAGAGGAGGAGAACUGGGAGAAAGCUCUGUCUGUGGAACGUUUUGGAGACAUCAUCGCAUAUUCAUCUUCAACCAGCGGGGAGCGGAUGGGCCGGCACUACACGGAGAAAGACUUUGAGUUUCACAGACACACGUUUCACCACACGCACCAUCCCUUAUCGACCCACCUGCCCGCAUCCCAGCGGCAACGCAAGAGGGUUCAUAGUACAGACAGAAGAAGCAAAAAGAAACGGAAGAAAAAAAAGACCUCGCUGCCCCCGUCUGACGUGACACCCACCAUACACGAGGUAGAUGAGGAAGAGGCAGAGUCGGACAGCGAGGGACACUUGCUGAGCGCAACGCCCACAGAGUUACCUUCUACCCAGCCGCAGUUUAGUUUUGGCAGCCAAGAGGACUUAGAGGAACCCCUACCGCUUGCUACUGUCCACAUGGAAAACGAAGAAUGUCCCGUUUCAAGGAACGCAGCUCUCACUCUGAUAAAGGAGGCAGCACAUAUCGAGAGAACCGUCGCAGGUGGACACAGCGAGGAGGUGGAUGAAGGAGAAGCACCUGGCAGAAGUUCUAAACCCAGUAUUUCAGUAUCAGCCCAAGUCCUGGUACGCCCUAAGCCCGUCCACCAUCGGUUGCUGGCUGCCCAGCGCAGCAACUACGACCUGCGGGAGCGGAUCUGCAUCGGCAGCAUGACGGCCCUGGAGGCCGCCGUCUACCAGCAGGUGCCCACUGAUGAGGCCGAAGCCCAGAUGUUGGUCAGUGCUGAUCUGGACGACAUGAAAACUGUGGUUGAGAUCAAUCCAAUGUGGACAUCAUUAAAAAAGGGCGGCACACUCAUUCAGCCAACAGGCUUCUGUCACUACAGAACAUCAGCCAUCAAUACCUCUUGUUAG